AUGGAUACUAAAUGGAUAGAAUACAAGUGUAAAUCAGGACAGACUCUUUAUUAUUACAACAAACUGACAGGAGAACGCAAGUGGCCUUCGUAUGUAAAUUGUUCAGCAGAAGACGAGAAGGGCAUGAUUGGUCAGCCAGUCAUCGGUCAAGAUUUGUGUACAGGAACAGAUAUAGGUUGUCCUUCCAGUUUAGGGCCAAACACAGAACUUUCACCUCAACAAAAGCCAUUUGUUUUCCAUGCAGAAGAUGUUAAAGAUGAAGAAGACAGUAGAAUAGAUGCAGAUGGAAUUAUUGAUGCAAUGUUGAAAGUUCUUGAGGAAAUAACUGAUGGAAAUGACGCUGAACAUUUCGUAGAGAUUACAAGUGACAACAACAAUGAAACAACAGAUAAAUAUGUCAACUAUAAAGAUAGUGAUGAGAAUAUGGAAAAUGUACUUCAAGAAGGAGAUGGGAAUGGGAUGGGAAAUGACAACAACAAUGAAGCAACAAAUACCUAUGUUAGCAGUAAAGAUAGUGAUGAGAAUAUGGAAAGUGUACUUCAAGAAAGAGAUGGGAAUGGGAUGGGAAAUGACAACAACAAUGAAAUAUCAAAUACCUAUGUUAGCAAUAAAGAUAGUGAUGAGAAUAUGGAAAGUUUAUUUCAAGAAGGAGAUGGAAAUGACACUGAAUGUUUGGUUGGAUUUAUAAGUGACAACAUUAAUGAAGAAACAGAUAUCUCUGUUCAUCACAAGGAGAAUGCUUUGUCUACAGUAAAAGAAAGCAAAAUUCGUUUUAACUGUUCUUACUGCAGUAAGAAAUUUAAUUACAGAAGCCAAUUGAAUGUUCAUUUAAGAAUACACACUGGAGAGAAACCUUAUGAAUGCUCUUACUGCAAAAAGAAAUUUACACGAAGGGCGCAUUUGCAAAGUCACGUAUUAUUGCACACUGGAGAGAAACCUUAUGAAUGUUCUUACUGCAAAAAGAAAUUCACACAAAAGUCGCAUUUAAAAAGUCACGUAACAAUACACACAGGCGAGAAAGCAUUUGGAUGUUCUUAUUGCCAAAAAAGAUUUGCCCAUAAGACCACUUUAAGAACUCACCUAUAUACGCACACUGGAGAGAAACCUUAUGAAUGUUCCUUUUGCAACAAGAAAUUUACACAGACAUCACAUUUGAAAGAUCAUUUCAGAACACAUUCCAGAGAGAAACCUUUUGAAUGUUCAUACUGCAAAAAUAAAUUUUCACAUAAAAAUAUAAACACAUAAAAGAUUCAUUUGAGAAUACACACUGGAGAAAAGCUAUUUCAAUGUUCAUACUGCAAAAAGGCAUUCACAAGUAAGAGCUGUUUAGAGAAUCAUUUGAGAAUACACACUGGAGAGAAGCCCUUUGAAUGUUCAUACUGCAAAAAGAAAUUCUCACAACUGUCAAAUAUGAGACGUCACCAAAGAUCCCACUGGAAAGAAUCUUUAAUAGGAGACAAUCAGGCCAUGAUUGGUCAGCCAGUCAUCAACAAAGACUUGUGUACACAGACAGAUAUUGGUUGUCCUUCCAGUUUAGAACAAAGCACAGAAACUUCACCUCAACAAAAGCCAUUUGUUUUCCAUGCAGAAGAUAUUAAAGAUGAAGAAGACAGUAGCAUAGAUGGAGAUGGAAUUAUUGAUGCAAUGUUGAAAGUUCUUGAGAAAAUAACUGAUGGAAAUGAAGCUGAACAUUUGGUAGAGAUUACAGGUGAUAACAACAAUGAAACAGCAGAUAAAUAUGUCAACAAUAAAGAUAGUGAUGAGAAUAUGGAAAGUGAAAUUCAGGRAGGAGAUGSAAAUGUAGGCACUGAACACUUAGUAAAGUUUGCAAGUGACAAUAAUAACAAGACAGAAGAUAUCUCUAUUCCUGACCAUGGGCAGAAGGAGAAACAAAGGAAGCACUUUAAAUGUUCUUACUGCGAAAAGAUAUUUGCCAGAGAAGACACUUUAGGUCGACAAAUCAGAUUGCAUACUAGAGAGAAGCUCUUUGAAUGUUCUUAUUGCAAAAAAGAAUUUGUCAGCGGAGAAGGUUUAACACAUCACUUAAGAACACAUACUGGAGAGAAACCAUUUGAAUGUUCCUACUGCAAAAAGGAGUUUUCAAAUAAGGGAAAUUUGACACGUCACUUAAGACUACACACUGGAGAGAAACCAUUUGGAUGUUCCUACUGCAAAAAGGAGUUUUCACGGAAGGCUAAUUUGAUCUGUCACUUAAGAAUACAUACUGGAGAGAAACCCUUUGAAUGUUCUUAUUGCAAAAAGAGGUUUUCACAGAAGACUAGUUUGAUCUUUCAUCUACCAUUACACACUGGCGAGUUGCAAGUGGUGAACUCUUUUUGCAAUCGGUACGACGUGACAAACUGA
Exaiptasia diaphana is the source of this 2364-nucleotide messenger RNA. Its product is annotated as zinc finger protein 271. NCBI's taxonomy places the organism in Eukaryota, Metazoa, Cnidaria, Anthozoa, Actiniaria, Aiptasiidae. Gene Ontology annotation, cellular component: nucleus. The transcript has 4 exons. The record is from RefSeq and is a predicted model, not a curated record.